Parnassius apollo (apollo) is the source of this 270-nucleotide messenger RNA. The record is from the annotation of a GenBank genome assembly. NCBI's taxonomy places the organism in Eukaryota, Metazoa, Arthropoda, Insecta, Lepidoptera, Papilionidae.
AUGUGUGACAGAUUUAAGGUUAGCAGGGGCAAAAAGUUACUACAACUUUUAAAUUCUGAAAGUGAUGAAAAUAAAGAAAAUUGUGACCGCAAUCUGAACAAAGAAGAUUCCGAGGAGAUAGUACAAAAUAAUAUUCCUAAGGAUGAUAAUACCAAAGAAUGUUUCAAAAAUUCAGAUAAUGUUACAACUUUUGAAGCUUGGAAAGAAGCUGAGCCUAUUGCCCAUUGCAGUUACAAUCCGCAUAUACCGAGCCUAAAUCAUACGAUAUAA